Messenger RNA from Cryptococcus deneoformans JEC21, 3200 nucleotides. Its product is annotated as ubiquitin-protein ligase, putative. Bases 258 to 3044 code for a protein of 928 amino acids. The transcript is spliced from 5 exons. Gene Ontology annotation, molecular function: protein binding. The record is from RefSeq and is a predicted model, not a curated record. NCBI's taxonomy places the organism in Eukaryota, Fungi, Basidiomycota, Tremellomycetes, Tremellales, Cryptococcaceae.
CAAAUCCUCAUCCUCGUCCUCAUCUUCAUCCGUACUUUGCUUCUAACCCGUCUCUUCCAUCUACAAUGGCCAGUCCAUCCUGAUAUCCUAACGGUCCACGCAGUACAAAGAGAAGACUUGGAGAGCGGGAAAUACCCUGCAAUCUAGACUUGCAAUCACUACCUAUUCAUCUUUCCGCCGGCGGUCCGCACUCAUUCGCCGCCGUACGAUAUAUAGACAAUUGUCUCCCAUUCAUUUCCUCUAUCAACGACCUCAACAUGCCCGUACGACCGUCAAGGAGCAACUCGGAUUCUUCUAUACCCUAUGUGACAAACUCAUCCCUGGCCUCGUCCUACCGCCCUACAUCGAUCAGAGAAAGAGAAACAUCACCCAUUAAUACUUUCAACCAACUCUCUCUUGAAAGAUCUCUCACUCCACCUAAGGCCCCCCGACUUGCACCUCAGGUGACCCACGACCCCAAAUACACGCGUCACAAAAGAACCCAAGUGCUUAGAAAUACGAGCGGAACACCGUCCGCGGCGAGCACGGACGAUGAAGAUGAUCAGGAUGAGCGUGGAAGGGGUGGUAUAGACGAGGAGGUGAAAAGCUGGUUGGAGCUACGUGAUGGACAGGGAUGGAAGAGAAUCGGAAAAUACAAGAGUGUCAACAAAAGGGGUGAAAUCAAGAACGAUCUGACGAAUCAACUGCCGCCCGAAAUCCUGAUUCAGAUAUUCCGGUACCUACCUGGAAACAAGGAUCUCCUGUCUGUCCUUUUGGUCUCCCGUUUUUGGUGUCUUUGUGCCUUUUCAUUAUUAUGGUACAAACCCACUCUUCCAACAAUCACGCAACUCGCCUCGAUUGUUCGUGUAAUUCAUUCUCCUACCCGAUCCCUACCUUACGCCAACGCCAUCAGACGGCUGCCUCUCAUCCAACUAGGUCCGACUCUCACUGACGAGCUAUUCACGUCUCUAUUAGUGUGUUCAAGAUUGGAGAGGCUUAAUAUCAGUGGUGCCGACAAGCUCACUUCUGGGGCUUUGCGAAAUGUCAUCGCCUGUAUGCCGAAUCUGGUAUCCUUGGAUUUGACAGGUGUCAUCAACACCGAUGAUGCCGUCCUGGUGAUUGUGGGUGAAACCUGCCAGAAGCUGCAAGCUAUCAAUCUGUCUGAAUGUAGAUUGGUCGGGGAUGAGGGUGUCUUGGCACUGGCGAAGGAAAGCAGAGCGCUCCGCAGGAUCAAGUUUGAAAAAUGUCAUCGAAUAACACAAAAAUCACUCAUCCCUCUUAUCCGCGCGUGCCCCCUUGUUUUGGAAUAUGACUUUCAAGAUGUCAUUUCUUUAUCCUCUUCUGUCCUUCACACUGUCUUCCUGCACGCCUCUCAUCUCCGCGAAAUACGCGUGAAUGGCUGCGUCUCCCUCAACGAAAAUUGUAUACCCAAUUUGCUCGAUUUGAGCGAAAUGCAAGACGACGGAGUUGCCAAAGUGUCAGAAGACGUGGGGAUCAAAAUCGAACCUGCGGAAGGCGUAACGAUGUGGCGACCGGUGACGACCACUUUCGAGUAUUUGAGAGUGGUUGAUAUGACUGGGUGUACGGAUCUGGGUGAUAAAGCUGUUGAUAACCUAAUUACCAAUGCGCCAAAAUUGAGACAGUUGACGUUGAACAAAUGUCCCGCGUUGACAGAUAAGAGUUUGGAAAGUAUUGGAAAGCUGGGGAAGCAUUUACAUAACUUGCAUUUGGGACAUGUCAGCUUGAUCACCGAUGAUGGGGUUAUCAACCUAGCGAGAUCAUGUACCAGACUGCGCUACCUUGACUUGGCUUGUUGCACUUUGUUGACCGAUGCUUGCGUGGCUGAGAUUGGUGAGAACAUGCCAAAGCUGAAGAGGUUUGGUCUGGUCAAGGUCACCAAUAUCACGGACGAAGCGAUAUAUUCUCUUGUCAGAAAGCAUACUUCGUUGGAGCGGGUGCAUUUAUCGUACUGCGACCAGCUUAGCGUUAAGGCGAUUGCAUACCUUCUCAACAAACUUGCUCACAUUAAGCACCUGAGUCUUACAGGUGUGAGCUCUUUCAAAGUCCCUGAACUCCAGGAAUUCUGCCGUCCACCCCCAGAUUUCUUCAACGAUCAUCAACGGGCUGCAUUCUGCGUCUUCUCCGGCUCAAGAGUUGUCGACCUUCGCGAUUAUCUCAAUAACCACUAUCUCCCCUCAAUGGAAGUUGACACCUCUGAAGAUUCGGGCCAUGACGGUGCGGCUUCCAGUACCUCAUCCCUGACCAUCCCCAGGGCUGCACCCACCCCCGAUCAUUCAUCAAUUUCAAACAGCGUUGCUCAACACAGCAAUCUUGUGUAUAGGCAGUCAUUGUCGAAUCUGAAUGAUGUUUGGGAAGACGCUCCAUCCCCUAUCUCUCCCACCCCUAUGUCUCGACCUCAACCACCGCACAUUCUCACCGCAUCGAUCCAAUAUCAAAGCGUCCAACCUGGUGAAGGCGCUCCCUUCCCUAUCGCGUCGACGUCUACCUCACCUCCCACUUUCACGUCUUCGUCAUCUGCUAGGCUCACUCCCAACCCGACAUCCGCCGCUCCAUCAUAUUUCAAUAUCAGCUCAAGUCCUAGCUUACAUAAUCGCUUUGCCUAUGGUGGUACUACCUUGCCUACCCAUUUGGAUUACCUCGUACCCCCGUCUCAGGAAUCUUCUAGAUCGUCCAGCAUGAGCUCGAACGGGGAUAGGUUCCCGUUCAUUCCACAUCAAGUUUUAUCUGAGCGCAGCCGAGGCCCAGAUGCGCCGAGUAGACGGGAUAGACCGUCUGGACCUAGAGUGCCGUCAGACUCGUAUAAUGUGUCUCCCUCAUAUGCUAAUGAGUUCGCAUCAUAUUGGUCGAGGGAGGGCCGGCUACCACCAGCAUCAGAUGCAGAAGUCGGGAUGGCGCGUACGCAUAUUGCUGAAGAACCUAUGACUCAAGUCCCGAAUUUGUCUCAUCGUCCAGGUGCAAAUGGGUCAUCGUCAUCGAGCGCGGGCGCUCAAAGGGAAGGAGGAAGGGGCUCAAGAUGGUUACAGCGGUUCGGUAACGGACGUUGAUUGGCUGUCGUAAUCGUGUAUGGGAGAGGAGCGGUUGAAACAUGUGUACAAAACAAGAGAUUUCGGUCAUGUUGUUCAGUAAGGUACGAUUCAUACAUAGUAGCAUAGCAGGAAAAUUGUUGGAUAAUUAUGUUCUAUGUAGAGUGAUGAUUCUCA